UAAUAUUAAGCGGCUGUCUGUCGUGUGCUGACCACUACCACGAUUUCCCUUAACAGGUUAAGGCGUAGUUUAAAAAAAAAGAGUUAUUGACUAUUCUAGUAAUUGGCAGAGUUUAUGGCCAGCGGCAGGAUUACAACCGUGAGUUAUCAAGACAUUCAUUCAACAGCUGUGACGCUUGAACAAGUUAACUGAAGCUUUCCCGAGGCGCAUCCACGAAUUUUCCACUGGUUCUGAGAAGUUUCCUUUUGCUUAUGCGCUACGUGGCAACGCUUUUUGCAGCUCGCGUUCCGCGGCGUGUUUUUCGGCGUUAGCCCUUGUGUAGGUGGCGCAGGUAACAGGCUUCCAGGUAUGGUAACCAAUCCGCCUCAACCUAUACAUCUCUCAUCAAAGAUCUCAUUACUAGCCGAUGAAUCAUUUCCCCUUCCACCACUGGGGAGUUGGUAGAUGCAUUGACGAUGUCAGGCUGAAUUCGCUCGUUGCACACAUUCGUGCUCGCUGUUUGGGAAUGUCAAAAUGCUUCGUUUAAUAGUAGAAUCAGCCAGUAAUCUUCCAUCAUCAACAUUUGGAACGCCCGACCCGAUAGUAACGAUCACUUUUAAAGAUGAAAAGAAGAAAACCAGGUCAAUUGAUAAUGAAUUGAAUCCUGUGUGGAACGAGAAAAUUGAAUUUGAUUUGAAGGGAGUGGCCCUAAGUUCUUCCUCAUCAAUUCUUGUUGUGGUUAAGGACUAUGAGACAAUUGGAAAAAAUAAGUUUAUUGGUUCUGCAACAAUAUCCUUGAGAGACCUUUCAAGUGGUCAAAGAACAUUGCCUUUGAAGAAUAUCCCUUUACUCAGUGAAAAGAAACAGGCAACUGGGGCAACAAUAAACUUGAUGGCCAACUAUGAACCGCCUGCUGGAUCAGGACCACCUAACCAGUCUGACGCUGGAGAUUCCGGUGCGCAGGAAACAGGUGCAGGAGAAGAAGGCGAUGAAGAAGAUGUGGAGGGCGGAGCAGGGGCUGGAGGAACUACAGGAACCCCUGGUACGCCAGCCCUUCCAGGAGUGAGAAGGCCCCGGAGGAAGAAAAGUAAGAGGUUGCUCUCCAACAAACCUCAGGAUUUCCAGAUUCGGGUGAGGAUAAUUGCAGCGCGUCAGUUGCCAGGUAAUAACGUAAAGCCUGUAGUUAAAGUGUCUGUCUGCAAUGAAACUCAUCGAACAAGGAUUCGAAGAGGAAACAACCCCUGCUUUGAUGAGAUUUUCUUCUUCAAUGUAACUCGCUUACCAGAGGAGCUCUUUGAUGAAUCCAUCUAUAUUAGAGUGUACAAUUCAUUUUCAUUGCGAUCAGAUUCACUCAUGGGAGAAUUCAAGCUGGACAUCGGUUAUGUGUAUGAUGAGCCUGGACAUGCUGUUUUGAGAAAAUGGAUCCUGCUUCAUGAUCCUGAAGAUACAAGUACAGGAUCGAAGGGAUACAUGAAAGUCAGCUUAUUUGUCCUGGCCACAGGAGAUGAGCCUCCGGUUGAGAGUAAGGUGCAAAAUGAAGAUGAGGAUGAUGUUGAAAGCAACCUGUUGCUUCCUGCAGGUCUCACUCUUCGAUGGGUGACUUUCAUCCUAAAGAUUUACAGAGCAGAGGAUGUUCCACAGAUGGACGAUGCCUUUGCAGAAAAUGUGAAGUCACUUUUUGGAGCAGGAACUGACAAGAAGAACCUUGUGGAUCCAUUUGUGGACGUUAGCUUUGCAGGAAAAAGACUUUGCACAAAAAUAAUUGAGAAGAAUGCAAAUCCUGAGUGGAACCAGGUCCUCAAUCUUCAAGUCAAGUUUCCGUCCAUGUGUGAGAAAUUGCGCAUGACUAUUUUCGAUUGGGAUCGGAUCACUGGAAAUGAUGCAAUUGGGACAGCAUUUUUGUACCUCACCAAGAUAGCUUCAUCUGGUGUUGAAGUUAAAGAUGAUGAGGGAACUGGGGCUUCUCCAGCAAAUGAAGAGGAACCAGGAGAGGAAUCAGCAGGAUUUCUUCCUGCUUUUGGCCCUGCUUUUAUCAACUUUUAUGGAAGCCCCAGAGAAUUUACUGGCUUUCCAGAUCCCUAUGAAGAUUUGAACCUUGGAAUGGGUGAGGGCCUUUCAUAUCGUGGCCGACUGUUAGUUGAACUAAUCACUAAACUUGAAGGUAGUCCAGAGAAGAAGGUGGAAGACAUACCAAGUGAUGAUGUUUUGGUUGUACAGAAAUAUCAACGCCGGCGCAAGUACAGUCUUUGUGCUGUCUUUUAUGCUGCAACGAUGCAGCAAGAAGUUGGAGAUGCCAUUCAGUUUGAAGUCAGCAUGGGCAAUUAUGGCAACAAAUUUGACAAAACCUGCAGGCCUUUGGCUUCCACUACCCAGUAUAGUAGAGCAGUGUUUGAUGGUAACCACUACUAUUUUCUACCUUGGGCCAACACAAAGCCUGUGGUGACUCUGACUUCUUACUGGGAAGAUAUCAGUCACCGAUUGGAUUCGGUGAACAUCCUCCUGAAAAUGGUCCACAGACUGGAAACGAACUUGACAAAACUGAAGACAGCUAUACAGGUCAAAGUUGCAGAGGAACCUUUAGCUGAAUUCUGGUUCAAGCUUAUUGAACAAGUUAUAGAAGAAUGCAGCCAGCCUCUGCCAGCUAUUGAAGGUAAACCUAAUGUAACACAGCUUGACUUGCAAAUCCACAAGAUGCGUAAAAAAGCCCUAAAUUCCAUUGUUGAAUCUGCAAAGACCUUACGAAACGAAGCAAGUGAUCCCAAGGAAACAAUUACUGAUAUUGAAGGUUGGCUGGAGAACCUUAAAUCGUUGGCUGAAGAGCCACAAAACAGCAUGCCUGAUAUCAUCAUCUCAAUGAUAUGUGAUGAGAAACGAGUUGCUUUUGCACGAAUUCCAGCUCACGAGCUGCUUUACUCGACUACAAGUGAAGAAGCCUGCGGCAGAUUCUGUGGCAGGACACAGACCAUAUUCUUGAAGUACAUGGAAGGCAAAAGCAAAAGUUUUAAAGUACCAACUCAGCUGCGUGUUCGCUUUUGGCUUGGACUUUCAGCUGUGGAGAAUAAAUUCAACAGCUUUGCUGAAGGAAGUUUCAGUGUGUUUUCAGAAAUGUACGAAAACCAAAUGCAAAUGCUGGGCAAAUGGGGCACCGGUGGACUUGUGGGACGCCACAAGUUUUCCGAUGUGACUGGUAAAAUAAAACUGAAGAGAGAGUACUUUAUGCCCCCAAGAGGCUGGGAGUGGAAAGGUGACUGGUUUGUUGAUCCUGAAAGAAGCUUGCUAACAGAAGCUGAUGCUGGUCACACAGAAUUUAUUGAUGAAGUUUACGAAAAUAACUCUCGCUAUCCUGGAGCUGAAUGGAAACUAGCAAAGGAGCCUUAUACUGAUGUGAAUGGAGAAAAGAGUCCAUCAAGAGAAGAGAUUGACCCACCAGCUGGCUGGAAAUGGAUGGAUGAAUGGGAAUAUGAUGUCAAUCGAGCUGUCGAUGAGCAGGGUUGGGAAUAUGGAAUAACCAUUCCUCCAGAUGAAAAACCCAGAUCCUGGGUUUCAACAGAAAAAAUGUAUCACACCCAGAGGCGCAGACGCUGGGUGAGAAGACGCAAAAAGGACACACAGUCAAAUGUGUCGUCAGGCAAGGGCCCAUCAGCUGACCAGGAUUCAGAAGGAUGGGAAUAUGCGUCGCUGAUUGGCUGGAAGUUUCACAUGAAGCAGCGGAAAUCAGACACUUACAGACGCAGAAGAUGGAGAAGAGAAAUGACACCAGCUGGGAAAUUAGGGGCUGCUGCAAUCUUCAAAUUGGAAGGUGCUCUUGCUCCAUCUUCUGGCGAGAAUGGUGAUAAAUCACCAACAGACACUGUAUUUGGUUCAAGUGCUCCUAUGAUCUCCUGUGUGUUUGAGCGGCCUUUAAUUUUUCACCUCCGUUGCUACAUUUUUCAAGCUAGAAAGAUAAUUGCAAUGGACAAAGACAGCUUUUCUGAUCCAUAUGCACAUGUGUCAUUUCUUCAUCAAAGCAAGACAACAGAAGUCAUCAAAUCUACUCUCAAUCCAGUCUGGGACCAGACUCUAAUUUUUAAUAAUAUUGAUAUCUAUGGCAAUCCUACAAAUCUGAUUCAAAAUCCACCAAAUGUGGUGAUUGAAAUAUUUGAUGAAGACCAAGUUGGAAAGGAUGAAUUUUUGGGCAGAUGCCUUUGUCCUCCAAUUGUGAAGCUGAAUCCCGGUGCAGAGGUGACACCCAAGCUUCUCUGGUAUCCAGUAAAGAUGGGCACAAAGAAUACUGGGGAGCUCCUUAUUGCAGCCGAAAUGAUGCUGAAAGAUAAACCCGAUGGAUCGAAUUUACCCCUUCUUCCUCCAGUCCGGUCAGGAUCAUUGUAUAUGGUGCCACAAGGUAUCAGACCAGUUGUGCAGCUUACUGCAAUUGAAAUUCUAACAUGGGGGCUACGGAACAUGAAGAACUAUCAGCUGGCCGCUAUUGGUUCCCCAAGUAUCAUUGUGGAAUGUGGCAGUGAACGUUUGGAAUCUGCUCUGAUCAAGAACCUCAAAAAAUGUCCAAAUUUUCCCCGCUCAGUCCUCUUCAUGAAAGUGUAUCUUCCAAAAGAAGAAAUCUACACUCCACCUGUUGUCAUAAAGGUUAUUGACCAUCGGCCAUUUGGACGUAAACCUGUGGUUGGACAAUGCACAAUUAAUUCUUUGCAAGAAUUUCGGAUUGAUGCCUAUGCUGAAAAAGAAUGUGUUGGAAUGCAAUCAAAAGUAACUUUACUGUCAAAUGCUCGUGAUUGUGUUAUUGACGUAGAAGACAACCAGAAACCUCUCCUGGAAUCGCAGUUUGUAGACAGUUUCACCCAGGCAGUCAUCAAAAUGACUACACCAGCAUUGCAUGAAGAUGAAUCAAUCGAUUGGUGGAGCAAGUUUUAUGCAUCUGCAGGAGAAGCUGACCGAUCUGGCAAAUAUCUUCAGAAAGGAUAUGAUACACUGAAGGUGUAUAACACAGCACUGGAGGAUGUCCCUGAAUUCAAAGGGCUGACUGAUUUCUGCCAGACAUUUAAACUCUACAGGGGCAAAUCUGAGGAUGAUGAAGACCCAUCAGUUGUAGGUGAAUUUAAGGGUUCCUUCAAAAUUUAUCCUUUAAGUGAUGAUCCCAAUGUUAAAAUGCCUUCACGCCAAUUCAUCGAGCUGCCUGAUAGUGGAAUUCAAGAAUGUUUGGUGCGAAUUUAUAUUGUAAGAGCCAUUGACUUGCAACCAAAAGAUAGUAACGGCAAGUGUGACCCUUAUGUGAAGAUCAGCUUGGGAAAAAAAACAAUAGAAGAUAGAGACAAUUAUAUUCCUAACACUUUGAGCCCAGUGUAUGGCAGGUUGUUUGAAAUUACUUGCAAUUUGCCUACGGAGAAGGAUCUCAAAAUUGCACUCUAUGAUUUUGAUUUGUUGACACGUGAUGAAAAAGUUGGAGAGACUAUUAUUGAUUUGGAAGACAGACUUUUAUCCCGUUUUGGAGCUUGUGCUGGUUUGCCCCAGUCAUAUUGUGUGUCUGGAAUAAAUACCUGGCGAGAUCAGCUCAAGCCAUCUGAGCUAUUGAACAAUUUGGCCAAGAUGAAGGGCCUUUCUCCACCUGUUAUCACUGACAGCAGACUCACCUAUAAUGGUCAAGAAUAUGUACUAAGCGAAAUAGAAAGUAACAAAACUUUAAAUGAGCAUCUUGGACCCCCUGAGGAACGCCUUGCACUUCACGUUUUGCGGCAGCAAGGACUUGUACCAGAGCAUGUGGAAAUGAGGACCUUGUACAGCACCUUUCAACCUAACCUUAUACAGGGAAAACUUCAGAUGUGGGUUGACAUUUUCCCAAAGAGUUUGGGACCACCUGGGCCACCUUUUGACAUUACACCCCGAAAGCCCAAAAAAUAUUUCCUGCGCUGUGUAAUAUGGAAUACCAGCGAUGUUCUUCUGGAUGAAAAAAGCAUUACUGGAGAAGAGAUGAGUGAUAUCUAUGUUAAAGGUUGGAUAGGCGGGCUUGAAGAUGAGAAGCAGAAGACAGAUGUGCACUACAGGUCCCUCGGAGGAGAAGGAAACUUCAACUGGAGAUUUAUUUUCCCUUUUGAAUACCUCCCAGCUGAACAGCUGUGUGUUAUCUCCAAGAAGGAAAACUUCUGGAGUCUUGACAAAACAGAGUUCAGGACACCUCCGAAACUAUUCAUUCAAAUAUGGGACAAUGAUAAAUUUACCAUGGAUGACUAUUUGGGUGUCCUUGAGUUGGAUCUGAAUUCGAUAAUACAUCCAGCCAAAAUAGCCAAAAGAUGCGACCUUGAUAUGCUGCCAAACGAGAAGAAUGGUGGUGCUAAAGUGACUUCACUCUUUUCUCAAAAAUCCCUCAAUGGUUGGUGGCCAUGUGUCCAAGAGAAAGAUGGCAAACGUAUAUUGGCUGGUAAAGUUGAAAUGACACUGGAGAUUGUCACUGAACAAGAGGCUGAGGAAAAACCUGCUGCCAAAGCAAGAGAUGAACCCAACAUGAACCCAAAACUGGAGCCUCCAAAGCGUCCAGAAACUUCAUUCCUGUGGUUCACCAGUCCUUGCAAGACGAUGAAAUACAUCAUCUGGCGCCGAUUCAAGUGGAUAUUUAUUGGGCUCUUAAUACUGCUGUUUGUCGUUUUGUUCCUUGGGAUCUUCUUUUAUUCAUUCCCGAACUAUCUAUCCAUGCGAAUUGUGAAUGGCUAAUAGCAUUGGCUGGUCCUCCUACUGCAGCAAUUCUGUUGAAUAGCUGGUCCAAGAACAUUCAUUUCAUAUGUCUACAACCUCGUGGCCUAAAGGAUAGAAAUGAACUGAGGUUAGGAAGGCGACAAGAUCUACAUUUACCAAGGUUAGCCAAGGUUCAUGGGGUCAUGACUGGGCCAUUUAUCAGUGAUUCCAUGUUAAUGUGCUGACCCUGAUGACCAGGAUCCUGCCGGUUUAAUCCCGGCUUUUCUCCAAUUGACUGUUCAGCAGGUGCCUCUCCAAGUUAUGAAACACACCAACAUUGAUUUUUGAAACAAUGAGCUAAGCUGACUGUUAUAAAACAAUGGCUAUUCAAGGUGGUUGGUUUGCUAAUCUGUUACAGUAUAGAUUUAAAAUGUGCAGAUUUAUAUAGAAUAUUAUUUUAUAAAAAUAAAACUUAAUUCAAAGCUGCAAAUGCUUCCACUGGGUGUGCAUGUGUCCUGCAGGAAUGGAAAAUAUAAACUGUUGGUUGACAUUCCAUUGAUUAUAUAAAGUGUAAAAAUAUUGUACUCAGCAAAACUCAAUGGUUCAUGAAUUUGUUUGAGUGCUGCAUAUGAAUUUGGACUGAAAUGUUAUUAAUCAAUAUGUACCUUCUGUACUCACUGAUGGUUGCAUAAAAAUCAUUUCAUCA
This is a messenger RNA of Hypanus sabinus (Atlantic stingray), 7345 nucleotides long. RefSeq names its product myoferlin-like. Gene Ontology annotation, biological process: plasma membrane organization. Bases 514 to 6678 code for a protein of 2054 amino acids. NCBI's taxonomy places the organism in Eukaryota, Metazoa, Chordata, Chondrichthyes, Myliobatiformes, Dasyatidae. The transcript is spliced from 54 exons. The record is from RefSeq and is a predicted model, not a curated record. Gene Ontology annotation, cellular component: membrane.